This is a messenger RNA of Hypomesus transpacificus, 2969 nucleotides long. It is a transcript of the gene map3k14a, whose product is annotated as mitogen-activated protein kinase kinase kinase 14a. Gene Ontology annotation, biological process: positive regulation of canonical NF-kappaB signal transduction; protein phosphorylation. Gene Ontology annotation, molecular function: ATP binding; protein kinase activity. The coding region runs from base 122 to 2677 and encodes 851 amino acids. The transcript has 16 exons. The record is from RefSeq and is a predicted model, not a curated record. NCBI's taxonomy places the organism in Eukaryota, Metazoa, Chordata, Actinopteri, Osmeriformes, Osmeridae.
ACACUAAGCAACAGACGGAGGCUACACAGCACGGUUACAGGGCAUGUAUUAAAGAGAGAUGAUACAGAAAGAGAUUAUUAACAGUGGAUAAUCAGAAGAGAAACCUGCCUCUGCAGAUGAAAUGGCAGUCAGUGGCCGGCUUCUCAGAAACUCGACCACUCCAUUCUCUUGUUCACUUGGAACUGACCGGAAUAAAGCUGACCAGGCCUACGAAACGCAUGUCCAGAGGGUAGAGGACAAGAGGAGGAAGGAGAGCAAAGGAGACAUUAUGGAAAAUGUCCACCCCAUAAUUGCAAAAGUCUUGACACAAGGCACAGCACAAGUAGGGGAAGGACCACCAAACUGUUGGGAGGACUCUCCCUUUAUCGCCCAGGCUGAAUGUGAAACCCUAGAAUCCCAGGAGUUCAGUCCUUCCUGUUCAUCACGCUCCUACAAUCCCCCCAACUGCCUCAUCAGCGGUCACUUCUCGGAACACAACCAUGUGGUGGACCCCACCUCACUGCACCCUCUGGACACUUGCCGGUCCCAGCACGUCCCCAGGAAGAAGCAACGGAAAAGACAAAAACGAAAGGAGAAGAAGAAAGAGGAGAAGGCGAAGAGCAGAAAGCCGAGACCGAGGCGCAGAGUUCCUUCUGGAGUUCCGGAGCAGGAGAGUGGCGCUAUUCGUCUGGUCUUUCAGGGUAAGGUGUCAGACUCCCCGAGAGAAAGAACCAUCAACAGCCAUCUCCAAGGUUCAGAGGAGCAAGGGAGGGGACUGUCAUCUUAUUCCUACAACCCAGGCCACAUCUGGGGCCCCCAAAAUUGCAGCCCGCUCUCCGACCUGCCUGCCUUUGGGCUGGACGGUGACUCAGACUCGCCUCUCAGCGAGUGUGGACUGUUGAGUGUGGGAGACUGCACUCUGCCUCUGGCGGGCCUCCGGGGGAGUGUGAGUCAGGGGGACCGGUGUUUCGCAGGUCCCUUUUCCAAAGACGUGGAGACGGACGUGAGGAAGGCCGAGGAGAACGAGCUCUCUGCGUCGGAGCCUGACGUAAACGAGGGCAUCGUUUUCAAUGAGAACAUUCAGCCUGUGGACUAUGAGUACAGAGAGGGGAAGGAGUUCACUUCUGAGUUCAUCAGGAGGGGAGCCUACGGAGAGGUGUACAGUGUCCGAGACAGAAAAACGAACUACCGAUUUGCUUCCAAAAAGAUUCCUCUGAAGAAUUUCAACAGUGGGGAGGUAAGCACGUGGAGUGCCCUCAAGUCUCCUCGCGUGGUGGAGCUCUUCGGAGUGGUGAGGGAGGGGCCUUACAUUCACCUGUUAAUGGAGUACAAAUCUGGCUCUGUGGGGCAGCUUCUCACAACCAGGGGUCGACUUCCAGAGGACAUAGCCCUGCACUACUACUCUCAAGUCACAGCUACACUAGAGUACCUGCAGAAGAGACAAGUCGCACACCUAGACAUAAAAGCGGAAAAUGUGUUGCUCUCCGAGGAUGGGAAAGACAUCUUUCUGUGUGACUUUGGACAGUCCGAGAGACUGGACCUCAACGGGCAGAGCCUCAGUUCCUCUCGAGAUAUGAAGGGCACGGAGACUCACAUGGCCCCUGAGGUGGUGAAAGGGGAACCCCGCGGAGCCAAGGCAGACGUGUGGAGCAGCUGCUGUAUGCUACUGCACAUGCUCAACGGGUGCCAGCCCUGGAUUCGAAACUACUCCUGUCUUCUGUACCUCCAGAUAGCCAAUAAGCCACCGCCUCUCAGAGAGAUCCCCCCUGACUGCAGUUCGCUCACUGCUGAGAUCCUAAAGGCGGGGCUGCAGAAAGACCCAAUCGUGAGAGCUUCAGCGUCUGAUCUCAAGAAAGAGGCAGUCAGAGCCCUUAGAGAAGUGGGGGGACUCACUAGCCCCAUCAGAGGACCUUACAAGGAACCUCUACAGAACGUCGACCACCCCUUGUACUCCCCUGCACCCAGCUCCAGCCCUGCCAUCUCUGUGGAGUGUUACGACCCCUGCAAGCUUUCCAAGGAUCCAGGUUGGAGGGAAAAUGAGGAGGAGGAGGAGGCCUCUGACCAAGGGGAAAAAAGGGCAGAAUCGACCCUCCCCCUCCUUACCCCACCACAUGUCCACCCCAAAAACAAGACAGCAAAUGUGUCUUCCACGCUGUCAGAGGUUGAGUUGCGCAAAUUGGAAAAGGAUUUCUACCUGAUCAGUCUGUCUCAGCUGUACUCACCUGAGAGUGUGGAGCAGCUGCUCUCAUGCCUGAACAGUGAGAGCCACUCCAACUGGGAACAAGGUGACAAAAAGGACUCUGGCCGUUGGUCCAUCAGCCCGGGAGAAGACCUCAGCUCCGGAGCGUUUUCAUACAACAGCCAAUCAGAGACCGGUUUUAGUAUGGAUUGGCGGGGCCAUUCUAACCUGCCGUCACCCCGUCGUUUAGAAGGAGUGGGCGUGUGCAUCCGAGAUUUUAACGGGCAGCAUAUCCAGAUCAGAGAGAAACUAGGUGUGACAGUUGGACACGUUGCCACGGGGAUAAGCGAACAGAUCUCUGAACGGGUGUUCACUAUGGAGACACAGGAGGGCCAGCCAGUGGUCUGUAACGAGCUGGUGCAGAGUGCUGGUAUCAGUCUGCGCUGUAUUCCUGCCCCUGAUCAUAGCACUUCCUGGACGUGGAGAAUCAGAGAUGGGGUCCUGGAGACACAAGACUGAGCCUGUAUGCGCAACCUGUUAUUACUGCCAUCGAGUCGUCAGGUGUCCCGUCCACCCCUUCAAGAACAGUUUAUGCCAUUGUGUGUUUCAACGUGCGUGAUAGUUUUGAAAAAUUUGGAGGUAUAUGCAAAAGUUACCAUUUAAUGUCUGGUUUUGAAUGUGAUUGAUAAUGGCUUCUCUAUUAUCACCUGACUAAAAUUCAUGUACAAAUGCAACCACCAUGAUGUUUUUUAAAUGUAAUUGUCCAUCUGUAUUAGAUGAAAUAUCAUGCUAAAAUAAAGUUUGUUUUACA